This is a messenger RNA of Cornus florida, 1158 nucleotides long. RefSeq names its product pollen-specific leucine-rich repeat extensin-like protein 1. Bases 1 to 1158 code for a protein of 385 amino acids. Lineage: Eukaryota; Viridiplantae; Streptophyta; Magnoliopsida; Cornales; Cornaceae. The transcript is spliced from 5 exons. The record is from RefSeq and is a predicted model, not a curated record.
AUGUAUCUGAGCUUUGUUCAUGAAGAGUAUAACCAAAGGAGGGCCGAAAAAUGUGAAGUGUACUUCCUAAAGAUGGCACACGAAAGUGAAAAAUGCUAUCAACGUGAACAAUAUUUCCGUGCUAUGUCGCAGGGUACGGCUCAGGCUAGUCAAUCAGGUAAUCAGCUGUACUUUCCACCCAAUACUACUCAACAAUCAGCCGUUCCAGUGAAUAGGCCAAGUACGUUUGUUGAGAGGGAGUCCUUAUUAUCAGCCUGUGCAUUCCAUGCCACAGACACAGACGACGCAGAUACCAUAUGCCCAAUCGAUGUCUAUUCUAAUGGAACAUCAUGUGCAGAAUUCAGCUUAUGUGACUAUGCCUCAACAGCCGUUCCGAUGAACAGGCCAAGUACGUUUGUUGAGGGUAGUCAUUUUCAUCAACCUGUGCAUACCAUGCCUCAGGCACAAACAGUGCAGGUGCCACCUGUACAAUCAAUGUCCAUUCCAGUGACCCAGCAAGUGCAGAAUUCAGCUUAUGCACAGACAGUGCAAGUGCCACCUGUACAAUCAAUGUCCAUUCCAGUGACCCAGCAAGUACAGAAUUCAGCUUAUAAUGUUCAGCCACCUCCUACUAUUCUUCAAAGACCACCUCAAAUUUUUCAUGUGGCAGUUGGGGGGCAGAACGUACCAAGGGAGCUUCCUGAAGAAGGAGGUAAUAGAGAUCGCUUGAGGAAUAACCCAGACCCAAACCCAAUUCCAGUGGUGUUUGGGGGGCAUCCAAUGGCCUAUUUACCCAAAGGUUGGCCAGAAACUAUAAAUUCAUUACCCCAACCUAAGGUGCAGAACCCUUUAGCAACAACGAAGUCAAUUCCACCACCACUUCCAUCGCAGAUGCAGGUUCCACCUAAGGUACAUAAUCCUUCAGCAACAGUGAAGUCGAUUCCACCGCCACUUCCAUUGCAAAAGCAGGUUCCACCUAAGGUGCAGAACCCUUCAGCAAUAAUGAAAUCAAUUCCACUAGCAAUACCUCAAUCACUUCCAUUGCAGAUGCAGGUUCCACCUAAGGUGCAAAACCCUUCAGCAACAGGGAAGUCGAUUCCACUGGCAGUAGCUCAACCACUUCCAUCGCAGGUGUAUGUUCCAACUGAGGUGCAAAACUUUCCACCAGCUGUAGCUUAA